CGGAGUUUCGCUAUCAAAUUCGAAUCACUCCGCUGUCAGCACACAACCGAAGCGCAUCAUUCCAUUCGUCCAUCCUCGCUUAGUUGAUCAAUAAAACUGCAACCAUGGUUCUUGAGAAGCUUACCGACGAACAAAUGGCACGCUUCAAGGAAGCUUUUGCCGUCUUUGACAAGAACGGAGAUGGAACCAUUACAUGUGCAGAGUUGGGCGAAGCAUUGAAAUCAGCCGGCUGGACCGUACCUGAUGAAGAAAUCAAAGAAUUAAUCAAACAGGUUGAUCUCGAUGGAAAUGGAUCAGUCAGCUUCGAUGAGUUCGUGAAGGUGGUCGUCCAGGCUCUUCAGAGGCUAGAGGCCGAGGUUCGAGCUGCAUUCCAGGCUAUGGAUAAGGAUGGCAGCGGUUCACUGAGCCAUGCUGAGGUCAAACAGGUCUUUGCUGACUUCGGUGAGAAGCUGAGUGAUAAGGAUGUCGAUGCACUGAUCAAGGAAGCUGAUAAAGAUGGUGAUGGGACAGUGAAUUAUGAUGAAUUCGUUGCGAUGCUGUUGAAGUAAACUCAGCCCGAUCAACUAUCAUCAUCUUCAUAAUGUGGCGAUAUUGUCUUCAUUCCAGUGUAAUACAUUUUCUAUUUUGAUACAUCUUAAGUUAUUAUUUAGAAGUAAAUACAGUGAAUAUUAAACAAACGUGCCUGGUACGUAUACGCCAUCCCAUUCACUAUACGUCAUCGGCCAUAUUUCACUGGGCUCGUCAUCCUCAGUCCAAGAGACUAGCCAAUCAGCGUGAAUGAUUGGGGUACUCGUGCUUCUCCGUUUUCUUCUCUUUUAGGUUCAUAUAUACACAGCACUUUGAGUUUACUCGUUUUUUUUUUCUAAAUAGGAAUUAAUGAAUAAAACCAUUUAACAUGUCCUGUGAUAUCUAGUGAUGAUAUUGAAAGGUGCAGACUGUCAGAAAUCUAUUCGACCAUCUUUCUUAAUACAUUUACACUGUAAAAAAAAACAAUUUAAACAACGCUGUUUAAUACGUGAUUAGCAUAUUAGUUUAACCAUUUUAAACAAGUGUUUAAAAUCUCAAACAACAAAGUUUGAAUUCAAAUAUUUAAUGAUCAAUGAAUUAAGCAUGGUUGUUUAAGAUUGUAAAGACUUGUUUAAGCUGUUUAAACAAUUACUGUGAGAUUCACAGAGUAAACAGCGCCGUGUUUUAAUUAUUUUAACAACGAUAAAGACUGUCUAAGGCAUGUUCACCGACCAUUAUUUUGUAGCUCAAACACUAUCCACGCACCAGUCUGAUCACUGACGAAAUGGCCAUGCGGCCCAUUUACUAAAAAUAAGAUCAGUUGAUUACCUUCGUGUGAUCACCAUCUGACCCCAGAAGCUUUAAGGUAACUUAAAUGGGCAAACUCUACAUAUCAAAUCAAAUAUCGUUUUAACUCUGUCUUCUCUAACCUGAUUUUCUUUGUUGAAUUCUGCUCAUUAAGGAACGAAUAUAGAUUUGUGUCCUUUGUGAAUAAAAUUAAUGUCUGUGAAAAUGUGAAUAAAUGAUAAAGAUGA
Messenger RNA from Lytechinus variegatus (green sea urchin), 1541 nucleotides. Its product is annotated as calmodulin-like. The record is from RefSeq and is a predicted model, not a curated record. Gene Ontology annotation, molecular function: calcium ion binding. The transcript is spliced from 6 exons. The coding region runs from base 105 to 548 and encodes 147 amino acids. Lineage: Eukaryota; Metazoa; Echinodermata; Echinoidea; Temnopleuroida; Toxopneustidae.